This is a messenger RNA of Pipistrellus nathusii (Nathusius's pipistrelle), 672 nucleotides long. NCBI's taxonomy places the organism in Eukaryota, Metazoa, Chordata, Mammalia, Chiroptera, Vespertilionidae. The record is from the annotation of a GenBank genome assembly.
AUGGCGGCGGAGCGCGGGGCGCAGGGCUGCCGCUACCAGUUCCGGGUGGCGGCGCUGGGGGACGCCGCGGUGGGGAAGACGGCGCUGCUGCGGCGCUUCGUGGCGGGCGCGGCGGGCAGCCUGGAGCCGGGCCCGCAGCGCGCGGCGCCCACGGCGGGCCUGGAGUGCUACGGCCGCGCGCUGCGCCUGCCGGCCGGGCCGCGCGUCAAGCUGCAGCUGUGGGACACGGCGGGCCUGGAGCGCUUCAGGUGCAUCACCAGAUCCUUUUACCGGAACGUGGUGGGUGUCCUGCUGGUCUUCGAUGUGACAAACAGGAAGUCCUUUGAACACAUCCCGGACUGGCACCAGGAGGUCCUGGCCACCCAGGGCCCCCACAGGGCAAUCUUCCUGCUCCUGGGCCACAAGAGCGACCUGGAGAGCACCCGCUGCGUGUCGGCCCAGGAGGCAGAGGCGCUGGCUGCCUCCCUGGGCAUGGCCUUCAUGGAAACCUCAGCCGUAAACAACUGCAACGUGGACCUAGCUUUCCUGACUCUUGCCAGCGCCAUCCAUCAGGCCCUGCAGCAGGGGGACAUCAAGUUGGAGGAGGACUGGGGGGGCGUUCGGCUCAUCCACAGGCCUCCAGAGCCCAGGCUCCCCAGCAGGAAGCCGCAUGGAGGCCCAUGCCAGUGUUGA